UAUAUAGAUUUUUCAUUUUUUUAAGCCUAAGACAAUGGGACCAUUGAUUCCCAAAGCCUCCUUUCAUACCCAAACCAAAAUGUGGCGCACCAUAGCCACAGACACCCUCAGCGCCAUGCAUUUCGCUUCUCGCCUCUCUCCCUUUUCUUCUUCUCCUUCAACACCACUCGCUUCAGUGCGCCGUACAAUCCUUGCCCACUACCAUUUGCCGUCCCUUUCGCCCUCAAAACCUCAAUCUCUGUCUCUUCCCAAAACCCUAGUUCCCUUUACGACCAAUUCGGCCAAAGCGGCAGCAGCUUCCUCUCUUCUUGUGGGUCCCAGGAGCGGUUUCUGUUUGGUUAUAGUGCGGUGCGUCUCGUCGGUCUCUUCGGCUCCCACAUUGGAGUGGAACGAGCCGGUGUCGUGCUCGGAGGUUGGGGAUUCCUGCUCGGAGGAGGUUGUUAAUGGUAAUAUUGGGACUGUGGAGGAUGAUGCCAAACCCUCAAUUCCUGUUAGAGCUUAUUUUUUCUCUACCAGUGUGGAUUUAAGAAGUUUGGUGGAACAGAACAGACGCAAUUUUAUCCCACCAACAUCACGUAUGACCAAUUACGUUGUUUUUAAGUUUGGCGAGCUAUCUGAUUCCGAUGGUUUGGGUGCUUCCUUAAGUGGGAGUGAUUGCCGCUUCAUGGUUGUUUUUCAGUAUGGCUCCAUCGUCUUGUUUAAUGUUCGUGAACAUGAGGUUGAUGGCUAUUUGAAAAUUGUAGAAAAGCAUGCAUCUGGACUGCUACCUGAAAUGAGAAAGGAUGAGUAUGAGGUGAGAGAGAAGCCAACUUUAAGCACAUGGAUGCGAGGUGGUUUGGAUUAUAUAAUGUUGCAGCACUUGAAUACUGAUGGAAUCAGAACCAUUGGCAGUGUUCUUGGUCAAAGUAUUGCUCUUGAUUAUUAUGUUCGCCAGGUUGAUGGAAUGGUUGCAGAAUUCACUGACAUUAAUCGUGGCAUGGAAACAACUGGAAAAUUUAAAAUGAAGAGGAAAAAACUAUUUCAGUUAGUGGGAAAGGCAAAUUCUAACCUUGCGGAUGUGAUUCUUAAGCUUGGACUAUUUGAAAGAUCAGAUAUUGCCUGGAAGGAUGCAAAAUAUGCUCAGAUAUGGGAAUAUCUUAGAGACGAAUUUGAACUAACUCAGAGAUUUGCAAGUCUUGAUUUCAAGUUGAAGUUUGUGGAGCAUAAUAUCCGCUUUCUUCAAGAAAUUCUUCAAAACAGGAAAUCAGAUUUUUUGGAAUGGCUGAUUAUUGCGUUGAUUGGUGCUGAAAUACUCUUAUCCCUUUAUGACAUUGCCCAUAGGUCAGCACUAACUUCGCUUUAGCACUAUUUUCUGGAGGAGCAUAAAGUCAGGUAAGCUUCAUUUUUUUAUUUUAUUUUUUAUUUUGAGGGUAAAAGAAGUCAAGCAAGCUUUUAUGUCAAAGUUGCUCUAUAUUUACUCUCCGUUAUACAGUUGUGUCUUCUCAGUCAACACACCGGUCCAUCUUGGAUAUUGUAAAUAUUACUUAAAUUGAUAUUUUCAAUAUGAAAUGAUGUAUCAUUUAUCAAA
Ziziphus jujuba (common jujube) is the source of this 1567-nucleotide messenger RNA. RefSeq names its product protein RETARDED ROOT GROWTH-LIKE. Lineage: Eukaryota; Viridiplantae; Streptophyta; Magnoliopsida; Rosales; Rhamnaceae. The record is from RefSeq and is a predicted model, not a curated record. The transcript has 7 exons. The coding region runs from base 35 to 1342 and encodes 435 amino acids.